CAAGUUACUAUCUAUAACACAGCAGCAGCAGUGGUGAAACUGCACAGUCCCAAUACCAUCAGAAAGAGAAAUGUGCCAGAGGGCUUAUUGCUUCCUAGUCAGCACCUUACAAUGUGGUAACAACAAAUGGAAACAAGAUCCAGCUGAGCAAUUAGAAUGAGUGAGAAAUUGAAAAAUCAAGGUGACAUUUUUGGAGACCAAAGUAUUGGUUUUAUUACUGAUCUGUGACAUUGGAUACCACUGUGAAACCUAUUCCACACAACAUCAGUCACAAGACAUGAAUCAACAACUCUAAGAUUGGAAGUUAGGAUACCAUGUUAAAUAUGGAGCCUGUGACAAGUGAAGUAAUGAAGCUGGGAAUGAAGACCUGUUACAUGUGUCAUUACUGCUUAUUUUUUGUGUUGCUAACUAUUGUUGAAGCCUUGUUAGCGUGUCCUACACACUGUUCUUGUAAAAAGUACGAAGUUGAUUGCAGCAAUCUCGGCCUUGUGACCAUUCCAACAGACAUUCCAUCAAACAUUAAAUUUCUCUCACUCAGCAACAAUAAGCUCAGCAGCCUACAAGCUCUCACAUUCAGUAAUUUUACCACAUUGGAGAAACUGGAUCUGUCUAACAAUUACCUGGACCAAUUACCAGCAAAUGUAUUUGAUUACAUCAGGAACCUGACUGAUCUCAACUUAAGAAAUAACAGCAUUCGAAGUCUGGAUAAAAGCAUCUUCUACAAGACCACUAACUUGCAAAGAUUGGACCUUUCUGUUAAUGGCCUCUCUCAGAUUCCACUGCUCUUAUUUGAUGAAAUGCAGAACUUGACUUGGUUGAAUCUGGAAGAAAACAGGAUGCCAAAUCUCGAAAGGGAGGCCUUUGAGCCACUUGAAUUUCUUCGGCAGUUGCAGCUUGGUGGGAAUCCUUGGGAAUGUGACUGCAGCCUGAGAGACUUCAAACACUGGAUGGAAUGGUUCCUUUACAAAGGUGGAAAACUUGAUGGAAUUGAAUGUUCUCUGCCGAAAGACCUCCGUGGAAAAGAUCUCAGAGCUGUUCCCAUAGAGAUGUUCAACUACUGCAUCCAACUGGAGGAUGAAAAUAAAUCUUCAGGAAAUGGAAAAGUAGUCACAGGCCCUCCCUGUGUGAAACAGGAGGUCAGCACCCCAAGGCCACAUUACUUUCAUACUUCAGAUUGCAUGAGACAACGCUACCGCCCAGUCAGUGUCAGGCGAGCCAUUGGAACAGUCGUUGUUGCUGGGGUCUUAUGUGGCAUUGUUUGCAUCAUGAUGGUGGUGGCUGGAGCAUAUGGUUGCAUAUAUGCCUCCUUGAUGGCAAAAUAUCAUAGAGAGCUUAAAAAACGACAGCCGCUGAUGGGAGAGGGUGAGCAAGAGCAGGAGGAUCAAAAGCAGGCUUCUUCCAUGGCAUGAGGAUUAGGUACAAGAUAGCAUUCAAUGGAAAAAGAGCUGUCUUCAUCGGUUUUCUCCAGCUCUGGCCUUUAUGUGUUUAUUGCAAUGUUGAUACAAAUAUUGACUUGUUAGUCUCAUCGCAGUAUAGGGAAGCACAAAUCAUUUAAUGAAACACAUUCUACAGGCCUGAAUUCUGCUUAUUGGUUUUCUGAGGCUCGACAGGAUGCAUUAGAAUCUAAUAAGGAGAAGAAUAUAGAAAGGAGUAUGGUUGUCUUGAAAAUUCUUUUGCAUGAAAUUUGUUUGAAAGUAUUUAGAAUUCAAGGCAAAAAAUGGCUGUUUGAAUCCUUGUACCUGCAGCUAACUCCAGUAUUUGGAGGAACAAAUACUGAAACUUUCAGUUUUUUUCUCGGGUUUUGUGUGCAUGAAACAACUCUGAAUUGCAGCAUCAAUUGCUAUUCAGUAUGGGAAUCUCAUUAAGCCAUCUUAUAUUGUUCAGAAGGAAAGCUGGCCCUCAUUCCAGUUAGGUAAUAUCUUCUGUAAUUGUAAAAUGUUGUUUGGUACUUAAUGAUACUUAACAGGUUAUUCAUAGGAUACGCAAUCAAACACACUUUUCUAAGUAUUUCACUAGAGUAUCUCAACUAAACUUGCGAGGUAUUUAUUUGUCACUUUUAAUUCAUGAUAGUUUGUCAUACAUUCAUUUACCUGUCCUGUUUAAUUCCAGUGAGAAAGACUUGACAAAUGGGAAAGACUUUUCUCAUCCAAAUAGACACAAAAUAUUGAUAUUUGAGUGAUUGUGAAGUUAUAAUCAAGAGGUUCAAAAGCAACAUACAUAACAAAAUGCUGCAAACAGUAGUGAAUGACAGUUGUUCAACUAGGUACUCAAUAUAAUGUGAACAAAAUUAUUUUUUAGGAUUGAACAAGAGGCAACAUUAUAAAGUUAAUUUCUGACACCAUUUAAUGCAAUUGCAGAAUUUUAAUGCAGGGUUUUAGAUGCUUUUUUUUCCUAAUAAUGUAUGUAAGGUAAUUAAUCUCAUUAAAAUGCCCUAAAAUUAUGAUAAUGAAAAUGUAUUUUGAAGUAAUGCAUCGAUGAAAUAACAGAGAGAAUUUUAAUUUGAUAUUUUAGGAAUGGGGGUGUAGGUGGAGAUGACUUGCCGAAAACCUGAAGGCUGAACUACUCUGAGGAGUUUGAAGAUCCACUGUCAUAACUGAGUGUGGGAGUUGAUUGCGUUCCAGCAUGUGGCAGGAAUCCACUGUGGCAUUUUGCCUAUGAUAAUUAAGGACUCUGGUCCAACGUGAAAGCUUUGAGCACUUUCAGAGAGCCAGCCCCUCGGCAGCUUUGGCAAUGCCAAUAUUUAUGGCUUGUCAAUUCUGAGAUUGUAUCACCAAGCAGUAGGCCCUUUCGUACCCAGGUGCCCUUGAAGAGAGUUGAGAUUUUUGAGGAACGAAAGACUAGGCAAAUAAGAGCAUUCCAGUGGCAUCGCCUUGGGUGCAGGAAAUAUCAUUGAUGCAAGAGAGCCAUUCCAUUGAACAUGCAGCAUCCAUCUCUGAUGGCAGUGAUAACUCAUUGUGAGGUUGCUGCUGAGCUUCCAACAGCCAUCGUGGCUGAGCUUCUUGAAUUUAUUUUACGGUUCCAUUUUCCUGCCAUAUUGCCACACUGCUGCUUCCCAGCCUGUCUCCAAAUGACUAGAAAAAUUUAGCCCCAGAAGUCUGUCUUUCCCCAAAUGCUGCUUUGCACCAUAUAGUUUAUGUCAUGGACUAAUCCCCCACCUGGAAGUUUGCUCAAUUUGUCUGUCUUGGUUUCCAAUAACAAGACAAAUAUUUGAGGUGAUAUGAUAAGGUAUUCCAGGCGGUGUCGCCAUACCUGACACUGGAGGGAGUGUGCAAUCCCAUAAAAGCACUCCAAUUCCUGAGAGAGGGGAUGGUCUGAUGCUGGGGUUUGUGACUUGUCCUCCUUGCCUGCUGUGACAGAGAAUUCCACAGAUUCACCCCCCUUUGCGUAAAGAAAUUUCACUGUAUCUCAGUCUGAAAUGCCUACCAUAUAUUCUGAGACCAUAACUUCAUUCUGGAACCCCUAGGCCAAGUGAAACAUUAUCCCUGCACUCAGUCUGUUCAGUCUGCUACAAUUGCACAUGUUUUAAUGAGAUCCUCUUUCAUUCUUCUAAACUCCAGUAAAUAUAGGCUCAGUCUCCUCAAAUGACAAGCCUGCUAUCCCAGGAAUCAGUCUGGUGAAUGUUUGUUCCCUCUCUCUAUGGUAAGCGGAUCUUUUCUUCAGUAAGGAGAUCAAAACUGCACAAAAUACUGUAAGUUUGGCCUCAUCAACACCCUGCAGCAGCAGGAAAGUAUCCUAGUUUCUAUAUUACAACCCUUUUACAAUGAAAGCCAUCAUACAAUUUGCUUUUCUCACUGUUUGUUGCAUCUGAUGCUUGCUUUCAAUGAUCAGCGUAGGACUUCCAACUUCAACCUUUCCCAAUCUAUCACAAUUUAAAUAAUAACCUGACAUUCUAGCUUUCCCACUAAAGUGAACAACCUGACAUUUAUCCAUGAAGAUAUGUGGAUGAGGACUAGCCAUGACCUCCUGGAAUUAAUUUCUUAAAUCUGAUUUGCCCACAAUUUUUAAAAUGUAGUUAAUCGUCAUUCUUGGCUGAACCUCCAGAAAUAAAGCAUUCCUAAUAAAAUGAUAUGAUGCCACCUAAGAUUGGCAUACUGUUGGCUUCAAAAAUUUUAAAAUGAUUAUUCUCUGCUGUCCUGAGCCCAAGUAACUGUGCAUUAGGAAGGGAAUUUGGAUAGUAGCAGUGCUAGGAGAAAAAAUAGGGAGGUAACCAAAAGGAUUAUUUUGAGAGCCUUUUGAAAGUGAUAAAAUGUGUAAUGGAAUGAGACCUUUGGAAUAGAAUUCCAGAGAGCAGGACUGAGAUGAUUAAUAUAUAAUAAAAUAGAUAUCUGGCAGUGUUUCAGGCUAAAAUCUAAAAGAGGGUUUCAUAUUUGAAGAAUAAUGAAUUACUAGGAAUGGUUACAAACCAUAUAAAACCACAUAUUUGCUACAAGCCAACAUAAUCAGGAAGACUGAUAUGAAUUGCAAGAAUGAAGCAAACAUUCUGAUCUCUGAAAUUUCUAUAUUCAGCUCUUUGAUACUGUAUUCAGGUUUCUAUAUAUCUUUCUAAUUUCUUAUGUAUUUGUGAUCCAGGACUUAGAUUUUGUUGUUCUGCCUGCAGUAGCCAGGAGCAUAUUGGUAACUGAUGUUACGUGCAAUACCUAUGCUGCUACAUUAAUGAUUGGGACUUCACUAAUGUCAUUUUGUUGAAACCAUUUGAAAUUUAAUGGCACAAAAGUCUGCAUGCAGGAAACAUGUAUACCCCCUUGAUUUCAGCUUCUGUCUCAUGUAUUUAUUUUCCUCCCAUAUAUGAAUUGGGCCUUUGAGUAAAAUUGUCUUUUUCUCCCAGCAAUGCACCUUAACAUCAACACACAAGUUUGUCACUUAAAUUUCCAGCUCCAAGGAUUCUUGGGACUUGCCUCAGGAAGAUUAUCAUCAAAUCAGACUGAAUGUUAGUCCACUAUCCAUGUGGUACUUAUAAUGCAAGAUGCUUCUUAUAAAGGACCGAAGUGAAAUAGAUUUAUUAAGCCCCAAGUUUCAGCUAAAUUUAGGUCCACAAGGCAACACAACAUAGUAAGUUUUCCUUUUAGCAAAACCUAAAGAGUGUUUGAUAUAGAAAGCACAAAUGUAGGAAAAUAUACUGUCCAAAGACUGCAGAUAAACAUAUUCUUGGGAAGUGUAAUAGGGAUUUUGCAUUGUGUCCAUCCCCUACACUGUAGAUGGUGACUAAUGUAACUGAAUGACAACAAUGAAAAACAUAACACUGGUAUUUUGAUGAGCCCACAAUCUGCUGAUCUAUUUUAAUGCUAGCUGCCAACAGAACAGAAUAAUAAUCCAGCUGCUUCUUCCUUUAUGUAGGUGUGUGGAUGGAAUAUGGAGAAGAUCUAUGCUGUCUAUUACUCAUGAGUCAGGAAGGAUGCUUUUGGCUAAUAAUUGAAAGUUUUGUUAUCAAUUUGAAGUUUUGGUUUGCAUUCCUUCUUUCCAAGCUCACAGUUACCAGUUACAACUUUUACACCUUCUCAGAAUAGAGUUGCCAACUCUCCACGAUUAUCCUGGAGCCUCCAGGAAUUAAAGACUUUUUUGGAUACUGCUGUGAGCCAUCUAUGGAAAAAAAAUCAUGUUAUUAAAAAUGUCUUUUUCUUUCUACUUUCUUUGAGCACCUUGUUAUCAGCUGUAAAAAUAUUAAAUGUGAGAAAGCAAAGACUGUUUGUCUUGACAGGUUGAUUGGCAAUGAAAAGGAAUCUCCAGAAAUGCCCCAAACUGGAGUCGGCAAAUCUAUUUCAGAGCAUACAGUCUUGUUGUAGGUAUUUUAUUCACUGAUUAGCUGUUUUCCUUUGCUAUUAAUCUGAAAGAAGAUUUUUAUAUUUUCCUAUUGACCAGGGCCCUAUAAAUUAAUCAAACAAUCUAAGUAAAUAUGUAAUGGUAUACUGACACAAUUCUUCAAUGUCAAGCUGAAUCUAAAAAAAAGUUGUAAACGAAAGUGCUAAAGAGAAAAUGUGUGUGUUUGUAGUGGGAAGAAGUUAGGGUAGAUGGAGAAGUUCACAGUAUUGUAAUUUCCAGCCAGUUUUACAGGAAGAAAACAAUUUCUUGCAUGUACACAUUACACUUGUGAUGAAUAUUAAUCUCAUAAUCUGCAUCUAAAACCUCCUGUCAAAAUGGAAAUGCCUUAUUUCCUCCUUCAAGAUUUAGCACCAAAAUUCUGACAAUUUAAUACAUGGAGUACUUAAUUUUUUAAAAUAAAUGCUUGAUUUAGGAAUUAGAUCGUACUAAGUGUAUAUUAUGGUUAAGAACUGAUUGAGCUUUUUAUUCAUAUAUGGAAUAAAAUAUUGAAGAAAUCAUUGCUCUAACAAAGAAAUUUGGAUAAAAUGCUAUUUUUCUCCAUGCUAGUGAAAUUGUAAGAAACCCUCUUCUAGAAUGUUCUGGAUUUUAAAAUGUCAUUAAA
This is a messenger RNA of Chiloscyllium plagiosum (whitespotted bambooshark), 6418 nucleotides long. RefSeq names its product leucine rich repeat transmembrane protein 2a. Lineage: Eukaryota; Metazoa; Chordata; Chondrichthyes; Orectolobiformes; Hemiscylliidae. Gene Ontology annotation, molecular function: protein binding. Gene Ontology annotation, cellular component: plasma membrane. The record is from RefSeq and is a predicted model, not a curated record.